UACCUUGUGUAUCGCUUUAGUUGGUUAGCACAGGGCUAACGCCGAGUAGACCCGGACAACAGGAUGUCGUUUAUCUAGUUUAUCUAGUUAGGUUAGCGACUUAUACCACUGUAUUUGGAUGUGUGGAGGGUUACAUUUAUACUUUACUCGGCCGCCUUUUUCUUUAGAAGAGUCGUAUUUUGCCGUGAUGGAGAAGUUGGCUACAAACCCAGCAAACGGCUAAGGAUGAGGUCCACGAUGAACACCCCUGUUCAGAGGACCGGAUAUCGCUAAAGGUGCACAAACUCCAUCUCCUCCCGAUCCCCACCGGAUCACGCACUCGCAAUGGGAAGAAUCAGCGUCUCCUGUCUGUUCCCGGCGUCGUGGCACUUCAGCCUGUCUCCGGCUGUGCUCCCGAGGCUCGUGUUGCCCUCCUUCAGGCAACUGCUCUGGUUCGGGCUCAUGGCUGCACUGCUGGGCCUCGUCUACCUGCUGCUGGUCGCGGGGAAGGGCCAGAACAUCCGGAUCGGAGAGGACAAGCACUACCACAGGCAUUUGGCACGGGUGACAGAUGUGGAGGCCACGGACACCAGCAACCCCAAUCUGAACUACGGCGUGGUGGUGGACUGCGGGAGCAGCGGCUCGCGCGUGUUCGUCUACACAUGGCCUCGGCACAACGGCAACCCCCACGACCUGCUGGACAUCCGGCAGAUGAGGGACCAGCACCGCAAGCCCGUGGUGAUGAAGAUUAAACCGGGCAUCUCUGAAUACGCCACCACCCCGGGGAAGGCCAGUGACUACAUGUACCCUCUGCUCAGCUUUGCUGCGGAGCAUGUCCCCAAGGCCAAGCACCAGGAAACUCCGCUUUACAUACUGUGUACCGCAGGCAUGAGGGUCCUGCCAGAGAGCCAGCAAGAGGCCCUGCUGGAAGACCUGCGCACUGACAUUCCCGUGAAUUUCAACUUUCUCUUCUCCGAUUCACACGUGGAAGUCAUUUCAGGGAAGCAAGAGGGCGUGUACGCAUGGAUUGGAAUCAACUUUGUGCUGGGAAGGUUUAACCAUGUUGAGGACGAUCGCGAGGCCGUCGUGGAGGUGCAAGUUCCCGGCGGUGACCAGCAGGAAACACUGGUGCGCCGGCGGACGGCCGGCGUGCUGGACAUGGGCGGCGUCUCCACCCAGAUAGCAUACGAAGUGCCCAAAACUGUAAGCUUUGCUUCUCCACAGCAGGAGGAGGUGGCCAAGAACUUGCUGGCCGAGUUCAACCUGGGCUGUGAUGCGCACCGCACAGAGCACGUGUACCGCGUCUACGUCUCCACAUUCCUGGGCUUCGGUGGAAACGCUGCCCGCCAGAGAUACGAGCAGAACCUCGUCAGCAGCACGCACCUCCAGAACCAGCUCUUGGGUCAGCACCGCGGUGGAAGUGCCGACUCACCCCUGCUGGACCCCUGCCUGCCCGCCGACCUGCAGGACGAGGUGGGGCCCCCCGGCCAGAGACUCCACCUGCGCGGCACGGGCGACUUCGACCGCUGUCGCCUGCUGCUCCAGCCCUUCCUCAACCGCACCAACGAGACGAGCACGUCCCUCAACGGUGUCUACCAGGCGCCCAUCGACUUCUCCAACAGCCAGUUCUACGGCUUCUCCGAGUUCUACUACUGCACGGAGGAUGUGUUGCGGAUGGGCGGAGACUACAACUCCACCAAGUACGCCAGUGCCGCUAAGGACUACUGCGCCACCCAGUGGAGGACUCUAAAAGAACGCUUUGACCGCGGCCUCUACGCGUCUCACGCGGACCUGCACAGGCUCAAGUACCAGUGUUUCAAGUCUGCGUGGGUGUAUGAGGUCUUCCACUCGGGCUUCUCCUUUCCUGCGGCCUACGACAACCUGAAGACGGCGUUGCUCGUAUAUGACAAAGAGGUUCAGUGGACCCUGGGAGCCAUCCUGUACCGCACACGAUUCCUACCUCUGAGAGACAUCCAGCAGGAGAGCCUGAAGGGUUCUCACUCACACUGGCACCCGGGCUUCACCUUCAUGAACAACCACUACCUGUUCCUGGCCUGCUUCCUGGUGGUGGUGCUCUCCAUCCUGCUCUACCUGCUGCGCCUGCGUCGCAUCCACCGCCGGGCAGGCCUCAACCGUGGGGCCUCCGCCCAGUGGCUAGAGCAGGGACUGGUCUCCCCCAACCUCGCCAUCAACCUAUAGGGCCCAGUCAUCUGCCAAUCACAACACCUGGUCAAUAUCUGGGGGUGGGCUUUGGCUCUCCUGACCACGUUUUGUUUUUUGUGUUAUUGUUUUUAACUGUAAAGCUUGGACCUGGUAAAUUGUGCGCAUGUUUCCACUAGCUAGAGGGGGGUGGGGGGGGUGUAGGAGAGAUCUGUCAGCCCCUAGAAGCACAGGGGCUGCUAGACUGGACUCUCUGUACCCUCCCCCCUCCCAAGGCCUUACCAGUGGGGACUUUUCUCAAAAUAAUGUUGAUGGGAACGUCUUCUGAGGGUUUCUGAACAUGAAUGGAAGCUCCCGGAAGUAGCAUGGGAAAGAAUGCCCUUGUUGGUCCCGCUGCAGGACAGCUACGAGCCAGUUGCGUGACCCUGCGUGACCUCCAGACAUUGCCUUCGUGACAUCUGCUGCCUUUAAACACUUUUGUCAAUGUGAAAGUAGUAAUGAACUGAGGUUAGCAUGGGGCUGCCCUCUCGCUCUCCAGCAAACAAUCUGUCUAAUGAGAGAGGAGUGGCUGCGUCUUCUCUCUCUCUCUCUCUCUCUCUCUCUCUCUCUCUCUCUCUCUCUCUCUCUCUCUCUCUC
This is a messenger RNA of Electrophorus electricus (electric eel), 2775 nucleotides long. RefSeq names its product ectonucleoside triphosphate diphosphohydrolase 4 (gene entpd4). The record is from RefSeq and is a predicted model, not a curated record. Gene Ontology annotation, biological process: UDP catabolic process; CTP metabolic process. Gene Ontology annotation, molecular function: GDP phosphatase activity; UDP phosphatase activity; ribonucleoside triphosphate phosphatase activity. Gene Ontology annotation, cellular component: membrane; Golgi apparatus. Lineage: Eukaryota; Metazoa; Chordata; Actinopteri; Gymnotiformes; Gymnotidae.